Wasmannia auropunctata (little fire ant) is the source of this 3656-nucleotide messenger RNA. RefSeq names its product transitional endoplasmic reticulum ATPase TER94 (gene TER94). The transcript has 13 exons. Lineage: Eukaryota; Metazoa; Arthropoda; Insecta; Hymenoptera; Formicidae. Gene Ontology annotation, molecular function: ATP binding; ATP hydrolysis activity; polyubiquitin modification-dependent protein binding. The record is from RefSeq and is a predicted model, not a curated record. Gene Ontology annotation, biological process: mitotic spindle disassembly; retrograde protein transport, ER to cytosol; autophagosome maturation. Gene Ontology annotation, cellular component: VCP-NPL4-UFD1 AAA ATPase complex; nucleus; cytosol. Bases 177 to 2582 code for a protein of 801 amino acids.
UUCGGCAACGGUAGAAGCGAGCCAUCACAGAACUCACGGACACACAGUUUCCUCAUUCGCGUCCGUGACUCCGUUGCUAGACUCGUUACGUGUGCCGAAGGGAGAGAGAGAGAGACCGUGCGCCGUGAGAGUUCCUUUUUUUCCGCGGAGAGAAAACACCGAGAGGCUUUUGGACGAUGAGCGAUCCGAAGAGUGGCGAAGAUCUGGCGACGGCUAUCCUUCGUAAGAAGGACAGGCCAAACAGAUUGUUGGUCGAUGAAGCGAUCGCCGACGACAAUUCUGUGGUUGCGCUCUCCCAAGCGAAAAUGGACGAGUUGCAAUUGUUUCGCGGAGACACCGUACUUCUGAAGGGGAAAAGGCGCAAGGAAACAGUGUGCAUCGUUCUGUCCGAUGACACGUGCCCGGAUGAGAAGAUCCGUAUGAAUCGCGUUGUCAGAAAUAACUUGCGCGUACGUCUGAGUGACGUAGUUUCCGUACAAGCGUGUCCGGAGGUCAAGUACGGAAAACGUAUUCAUGUGCUGCCAAUGGAUGAUACUGUCGAUGGUCUCACUGGGAAUCUAUUUGAAGUCUAUUUAAAACCGUACUUCCUGGAAGCGUACCGCCCUAUUCAUAAGGAUGACAACUUCAUUGUACGAGGUGGUAUGCGAGCCGUGGAAUUUAAAGUUGUGGAAACUGAUCCGGGACCAUUUUGCAUUGUGGCGCCUGACACAGUGAUACAUUGUGAAGGUGAUCCGAUAAAGCGAGAGGAGGAGGAGGAGGCAUUGAAUGCCGUGGGUUACGACGACAUCGGCGGCGUGCGCAAGCAAUUGGCACAAAUUAAGGAAAUGGUGGAAUUACCGCUGCGACAUCCGUCUCUGUUCAAAGCCAUCGGCGUCAAGCCGCCACGUGGUAUAUUGUUAUACGGACCACCGGGAACAGGGAAGACUCUCAUUGCACGCGCUGUGGCAAACGAGACCGGGGCAUUCUUCUUUCUUAUAAACGGUCCCGAAAUUAUGAGCAAACUGGCUGGUGAGUCCGAGAGCAACUUGCGGAAGGCGUUCGAGGAGGCCGAGAAGAAUUCUCCGGCCAUCAUAUUUAUUGACGAACUUGAUGCGAUCGCGCCGAAACGUGAAAAGACGCACGGCGAAGUCGAGAGGCGUAUUGUGUCGCAACUGUUGACACUGAUGGACGGCAUGAAGCAGAGCUCCCAUGUGAUCGUAAUGGCAGCUACCAAUCGACCGAACAGCAUCGACGGUGCACUGCGCCGAUUCGGACGUUUCGAUAGAGAGAUCGACAUCGGUAUACCGGAUGCCACUGGCCGAUUGGAGAUCUUGAGAAUCCACACGAAGAAUAUGAAGCUCGCUGACGACGUCGAUUUAGAAGAGAUUGCAUCGGAAACUCACGGACACGUUGGCGCCGACUUGGCAUCUUUAUGUUCCGAAGCGGCUCUUCAACAGAUUCGUGAAAAAAUGGAUCUCAUAGACUUGGAGGACGAUCAUAUAGACGCGGAGGUCUUGUCUUCACUUGCAGUAACAAUGGAGAACUUUAAGUACGCAAUGACGAAGAGCAGUCCGAGUGCUCUGCGCGAGACGAUCGUGGAGGUGCCGACGGUCACUUGGGACGAUAUCGGAGGUUUGCAAAACGUCAAAAUGGAGUUGCAAGAAUUGGUGCAGUAUCCAGUGGAGCAUCCUGACAAAUUCUUGAAAUUCGGUAUGCAACCGUCAAGAGGCGUAUUAUUUUACGGCCCACCCGGUUGCGGUAAGACACUGUUGGCCAAAGCGAUCGCCAACGAGUGUCAAGCGAAUUUCAUCUCCGUCAAGGGUCCUGAAUUGUUAACCAUGUGGUUCGGAGAGUCGGAAGCUAAUGUCAGAGAUGUUUUCGACAAGGCAAGAUCGGCAGCACCUUGUGUGUUGUUCUUCGACGAGCUCGAUUCUAUCGCGAAAUCUCGAGGCGGCACCGUCGGCGACGCGGGCGGUGCGGCGGAUCGUGUGAUAAAUCAGAUAUUAACGGAAAUGGACGGCAUGGGCGCGAAGAAGAACGUAUUCAUCAUAGGAGCGACGAAUCGGCCCGACAUCAUCGAUCCGGCAAUUUUACGACCUGGUAGAUUAGAUCAAUUAAUUUACAUACCACUACCGGAUGAGAAGUCUCGAGAAGCGAUAUUCCGCGCUAAUCUUCGAAAAUCGCCCGUAGCUAAGGACGUAGAUCUAAGCUACAUAGCCAAAGUCACACACGGCUUUUCCGGUGCUGACUUGACAGAAAUCUGCCAGCGAGCGUGCAAACUUGCCAUUAGACAGUGCAUCGAGACUGAAAUUCGAAGGGAAAAAGAACGAGCGAAUAAUCCAUCCGCAUCUAUGGAUAUGGAUGAGGAUGAUCCUGUACCAGAAAUAACGCGAGCUCACUUCGAGGAAGCAAUGAGGUUUGCGCGCCGUUCAGUGUCCGACAACGAUAUUCGCAAGUACGAAAUGUUUGCGCAAACGCUGCAACAAUCUCGAGGAUUCGGGACUAAUUUCAGAUUUCCACAAAGUGGAGCAGGCGGUGCUCAAGAUAAUACGCAAGGCGAUCAAGCCUUUCAAGAUGAUGGAGAUGACGAUCUCUAUAGCUAAGUUUUCGUUUCCUUGUAUGUCAUUACAGUGAGCAUACGACAAAAGGGCCUGUCUGUUACCACAUAAUAUAUUGCACAGGAAUCGUUUUUAAGUGAUACAAUUGAAUUAUAAAAGAGAGCGUAAAUAAAUGUGGAUGAGAUAAAUGGAAAUUUUAUAUGAGGUACAUAUAAAAGCUUUGCGUUUGUAGAAAAAGGGCACGGACCCUUCUAAUCCAUGUAGCUAAGAAACAUUCGGAUAUAUAAAAUAUCAAUUGAAAACUUGCUUUGUUAUAUGAUUAUUUUUACGUUUAACCAUUUUUUUAAUGGAACUUGGUCUUUUAGCGGAAUUGUUACAUACGAAAUUAUCUUUCUUUUCCACCAACGUGACGUGCAUGAAAAUAUAUAAUCGCGCAUCAUUAAUUAAUAAUUUAUAUGAAACGGGAAGAUUAUUACAAAGUGACAAAACAAGAUGUAACACUUCACAUCGCGUAUACACGUAUAGGGAUAUACAUAUUACCCAUUGCAAUUUUGCUACGUAAUUUUACAUGCGUUACGUCAAUUUUGUCGAGCUUGAACUCUCGGAAUGGACCCUUUUGCUGCAUUAUCACUGUACUCGAUGAGAAUACAUUCUGUUGUUCACACUCACACAUUGCAGUAAUCUUAGGCAGUAAUAUAAAAAAAAAAAAAAAAUUUAUGCCAUGUCGAGAUGAGAUUGUCAACCGAUGAUGAUGAUGAUGAUGAUGUACGUUGAUGAUUUUACAAAUAUCCCUUAAUAGUAAAUUAAUCCAUAUACGACGAUAAAAAAAAGAGCCUUUUUCAAUCUCGUCAUUCGAAUCGUACGAUUAUCUGCAUUAUAACCGUUCGCAGUUUUAUAAACGUUGAAAUUUCCGAUGAUGAAGGAGCCGAAUAAUAUAUAUUACUAAAUACAAUACACGAAUAAAGAGAAAGAUUUGUCUGAUUUUCUUACAAGAUGGCAAAUUGUUGAUACUGAUUGCGCCGCAAUUGAUCGUAUACACAUAUUGUUUGAUAUAAGAUUCAAGGAUUAAAAAUUUAAAAAAAUAGCGCAAAAAAAUAAAUAAUAUAUUACUAUCGGAAA